UUCCACCAUCCAAACCUCUAGACCACUUCUCCGCUCGUUCUGGUAUGGAUCUUCUGUCGGAGGACCAAAUCAUGGAGUUCAAGGAAGCCUUCUGCCUCUUUGACAAAGAUGGAGAUGGGUGCAUCACACUGGAAGAGCUUGCCACAGUCAUCAAAUCAUUGGAUCAGAACCCAAGUGAGGAAGAGUUGCAAGAAAUGAUCCGAAACGUCGAUUUGGAUGGCAAUGGAACCAUAGAUUUUGGAGAAUUCUUGAACCUAAUGGCUAGAAAAAUGAAGGAGACAGACGAGGAGGAAGAACUAAAGGAAGCUUUUAAGGUCUUCGACAAUGAUCAAAAUGGUUAUAUCUCGGCCAGCGAGCUGAGGAAUGUGAUGAUGAAUCUUGGGGAGAAGUUGACUGAUGAAGAGGUGGAUCAGAUGAUUAGAGAGGCAGACUUGGAUGGAGAUGGGCAAGUGAACUAUGAAGAAUUUGUGCAGAUGAUGAUGACCACCUGAUUGGUUUUCAAAGAAGAGACCACACAAUGGAUUGAUCCACACUGAUUUCCAUCAGCUGUGUCAAGAAACCACAUCUUCUGAUACUAAAUUGAAUUUGUCUUCUCAUCACAGUCUUUGUUUCUGUCUAAUGAGCAUUACUUUGUCAGCAGUCUGGUCUUCAGUUUUCUUCUUUCUUCUUCUUGGAAUCACUGAAGCUGC
Musa acuminata subsp. malaccensis (wild Malaysian banana) is the source of this 689-nucleotide messenger RNA. RefSeq lists its product as uncharacterized. The record is from RefSeq and is a predicted model, not a curated record. NCBI's taxonomy places the organism in Eukaryota, Viridiplantae, Streptophyta, Magnoliopsida, Zingiberales, Musaceae. Gene Ontology annotation, molecular function: calcium ion binding; enzyme regulator activity.